AAUCUUCUUGUCCCGAAUUUAGUAUCAGUGGAGAUAUGCAACUCAUUCCUUUGCGUAACUGCUCGGGGCCUUGAAUUUCAAACAUUCAAUCAAAUUUUGAAAUGAGAUCUCAGCUCAGACGGUUGAAAACGGAAACAGCCAUGGCAAUCUCUUCAUCUGCACUUCAACCGGUUUAAAUAUGAAGUGUGAGUUUCAAUUUAUUGAUUAAAUGUCAUAUUAAUUAGAUAAGGUUACUAGUAAGUUGCGGUCAAUUAGGUAUUACAUCGAUACUGCUGAGAUCAUGACGGCAGAAAGAUGUCAGACGAACUUUUGCAAUCUAUCAAAAGGCAUUAGCAGCAAAAUAAAUGAAUAGUGUAGUAGCUUAUUUUCUUGCUUGAAGAUGAAGAUCUAUUCAUUGUAUAUUUUCCGUUCUAACAACAGUCCAACGUCAAAAAUGUUGGUGCCCAUCCAUACAUCAAUCAGAGUUGCUAUACGUACGCAUAUCGCUGCCAAGGGUUACAAACUUUCUAGUAUUCUUAUUUAUAAUAUUUUCUUAGUCAUAGUCAAAGAGUAUAUUUAAAUAUAUUAUACACAUAGGUUUCGACUUAGAGUUGAAAAACGUUCAUAAGUUAUUUAAUGGUGCUCUAAUUAUGUGAGGAAAGAAUUGGAAGAUGAGACAAAAAAUUUUUCUAAGGGAAAUCUCAUUUCACUAUUGCGCAAAUGCUUUUUAAAAUUCCAUUGAACAUCUGCGUUCUUUUUAUAUAUAGAAGCAUUUCGCUUUACUGUGGAUAUUUGUGAUUGUUAAAAUAGUCAAAACUUUUAUCUUCUGAAUGAUCCAUAUUAUAUAACACUAAUGGAGAUCAGAACGUAUAGACAAAUUAUGUUUAUCGUUUAAUCGUAUCGUUUAAAAGUAUUUUGCCUUACAGCAUAAUAACAAAUUCAUAUUGUAUCUUAUUAACUUGAAAUUAUUUCAUUAAAUUUGUCAUUUGUCAAAAUUGCCAUUUUUAAUUUCAAUAUGAGCAUUAACGAAAUGCAAAAUGAAAAUACAACAUCGGUGACGUUGAGACAUCCAAAACGUACCUUCUAUGCAUGCUCAUUUGGAUUUGCUGCAUACGUCGGUUCAACUGUAGGCUUGGCAACACUUCAGAGCAGUAUCAAUAUCAAGAAUGAUCUCGGACCAAAAAGUCUUCUGAUUUGUUUUUUGUGUGGCUUAGCCGGUAUUAUAACAGCGCCCUAUACUUUGAAAAGGUUUGGUGCAAAAGCAACGUUGAUUACUGGAGAGAUCAUAGCAUCAUUCUUAACGAUAGCAAACUUUUAUCCAAGAUGGUUUACCAUGUACCCGACAGCUGCUUUAACAGGAUUGAUGUCAUCAUCAUUAACGUGGUCGGCAAGUGCAGUAAUUGUUCACAAAGUGGCUACUGCUGAUCUGGAGAAUAAAAUUGGAAAACAAGCUGAUAUUGCCACUCAAAAGUAUUUUGGAAUAUAUUUAGGAAUUGUCGCCUUUGGCCAGAUUUUUUGUAAUGGUGUCACCGUUCUGAUUCUUGAAUUUGUCAAUGACGAUUUAUUAGGACUUAAUCAUAAAACAGUGGAAACAGAUUUUGACAGUAAUUUAUCUACACAAGCUCCGCAAUACAAAACUAGUAAUUCGUCCGUUAUUGAUACUUCUCAAUGUGCGGCCAAAGAUUGUCCGGCUGAAUAUGCAUACAGUAAUUCUAUCAAACUUGAUGUAUUCAUACCAGACGAUUGUUCCAGAUACGUACUGUUUGGCUGGUAUUUACUCAUGCAACUAGGGGCCGUCUUACUGCAUUCAAUAGCGAUGGAUCCAAUCCCAGUUGAUACUUAUAGAAAGAAUAUGAUCGCCAGCCAAAAUGAAGAAGAAUCUCCCAAUCGAAAACUAUUACUGAACAAACUAAGAGAAGAAAAUGAUUGCUCGAAUUUGUUCGCGCCAAUAAAAAUAUCAGUUCUACAUCUAACUUCUCUGCAAGGAAUACUUUCUGCGCCGGUUUAUCUGUUAUAUGGAUUAACGAUUUCAUUUAUUUGGUCAGAGUUUAGUCGUGCCUACGCUUCGUGUGUGGUUGGGCUAAGCCAGGUUGGACUAACAAGUGCGCUGGUCGACUUUCUAUCACUUAUUGUCUCUAUGAUAAUAUCAAGAUGUGCCUCAAACUUUGGAAUGUUUUACAUUUUCCUAUUUGGUAUGUGUUACGACAUUGCAUUGUACGUUGCUAUUCUGUUCUGGGUUCCAACACCAUCGACUUCAUAUUUUGUCUACAUUUUUGCUUCACUUUUCGGAGUCACUUAUGCAGUUAGAAGAAAUACACAAUAUCUAACAACAUCCGCUCUAUGUCCAGAUAAAGAUGUAGGGUUCACGAUACAGAAUGUUCUUGGCGGAAUAGGCCUGAUGAUGACUUAUGCUUGGACAACUGCUUUCUGCGUUUAUGUUAAAAUAUAUAUUAUGAUAGGAUCUGUGGUUGCCAGAACUGUAUUUUGGAUAUUUGCCGAUAGAAUUCACCAGAAAGAAAGAAAUUAGCAGAUAAUUCAGAAAAUCAGUCCUAUGCAUAUAUAAUAUGUGGAGAAAUUUUUUUUUUUUUUUUAAUAUUUUUUUUAUUAUUUUUUAUUAAAUCACACAUAUAUAUAUAUAUUCUAAUUUCGGUGUUUGCAUGCUUACAAAAUAAAGGGUCUUCAUGCGAAAUGACCGAACACGAUAGCCUAGGUGCCAAAAACGAAUUUGUUCCAGAAAGGAUGACAAAGAACUGUGGACAAAAAGCGUAACAAAAUUAAGACCAGGAAUUUCAAAUUGAUAAUACGAGCAUUAAGUCAUCCACGAAAAAAAUAAUUGAUCUAUAUCUCGUAUCGUUCUCGCAAUUUAAUAACUUCGAUAAUGUAACGUGAAUAUUU
Molecule: messenger RNA, 2874 nt
Organism: Styela clava
Lineage: Eukaryota; Metazoa; Chordata; Ascidiacea; Stolidobranchia; Styelidae
Product: protein unc-93 homolog A-like
Source: RefSeq, a predicted model, not a curated record